ACGUGGCGGAGCCCCGCUUGGCUUCUAAAGAGAGGCUGUCCGGGGCCCAAGACCCCGCACUUCCGGUCCUUUCACUUCCGGCUUCCCGGGUAGGGUGCAAGCGCCGGAGGCCGGGUGGAGAGGUCGCGGGUGCAAGUGUCCUCGGCUGUUGGUUGCCCGGAGCCUGUGACAGCUGCAGCUGCUCCCCGCCCACGAGGCGUGGGGGAGGAGACGAAGGAAAAGCUCCCGGUCGCGCUUCCGGUCCCUUCUGGCUCGGGCCGACGCGAUUCCCGAGUGUUGCGACCGGGAGAGUCUGCGACGGAGCUCUGCCGGCUUCUCCGCUGACAGACAGGUUUCUGCCAUGGCUCAAGAGUCUCCCAAAAAUUCUGCAGCAGAAAUUCCAGUAACUAGUAAUGGAGAAGUUGAUGAUGCCCAUGAGCAUGGCUAUAAUAGGGAUUUGAAGCAUUCAUUACCAUCUGGACUUGGACUCUCAGAAACUCAAAUAACAUCUCAUGGCGUUGACAGUACCAAAGAGGGGGUUAUUGAAGCAGGGGCAUCCCAAGGUCCCUCAGCGCCACCUUUGCCAUGUGUUCUGUCUCCCAGCAGGGUGGCAGCUAGUCAGCUGACUCAGCAAGCAGGUGACCUGGCUGUUCCUGCAGGUGGCCAAAGAACACACACAAAAGGUGGACCAGUUAUUCUAGCAGAUGAAAUUAAAAAUCCUGCAAUGGAGAAGUUAGAACUUGUUAGGAAAUGGAGUCUCAACACAUACAAGUGUACCCGACAAAUUAUAUCUGAGAAACUAGGCCGUGGCUCAAGAACUGUGGACCUUGAACUUGAAGCUCAGAUUGAUAUAUUAAGAGAUAAUAAGAAAAAAUAUGAAAACAUUCUGAAACUGGCUCAGACCUUGUCGACGCAGCUUUCCCAGAUGGUGCACACCCAAAAGCUACUUGGAGAUGCAUUUGCUGACCUGAGUUUGAAGUCUCUAGAACUCCACGAAGAAUUCGGCUAUAAUGCAGAUACACAGAAGCUGCUGGCUAAAAAUGGAGAGACUCUUCUUGGGGCCAUUAAUUUUUUCAUUGCUAGUGUGAACACCUUGGUGAAUAAAACAAUUGAAGAUACACUAAUGACUGUAAAACAUUAUGAAAAUGCCAGAAUUGAAUAUGAUGCGUAUCGCACUGAUUUGGAAGAACUGAACCUUGGACCACGUGAUGCAAACACUCUGCCAAAAAUUGAGCAGUCACAGCAUCUGUUCCAAAUACAUAAGGAAAAAUAUGAUAAAAUGCGCAGUGAUGUUUCUGUCAAAUUGAAAUUUCUUGAGGAAAAUAAGGUUAAAGUGUUACGCAAUCAGCUGGUCCUUUUCCACAGUGCCGUUGCCGCCUACUUUGCUGGGAAUCAGAAGCAGCUUGAACAGACACUUAAGCAGUUCCAUGUCAAGUUGAAAACCCCUGGAGUGGAUGCCCCGUCUUGGCUUGAAGAACAGUAAACUCACCUGGAAAAGGAACAGUGUAUUGUUAAACAACUAAUGAACUAGUAAGAGUUAAGUAGUGUUGGGGAGGCAGUGAAGUGACCACCGUUGUAGUGGCUCUUGCACAGAUAGCUUUUAUUUUUCUCUUUUCAUACAUAACAAUUGAGCUGUUAAAUUUGAUGGGAAGGUAGGUGAUUUUUAUCUAAACAUAAUUUCUAUAAUUCUAAACAUAAUAAUUUUCCUUUUUGAGAAAUCCCUUUUGUAUUGUGAGGGCUGAUGGCUAUUUCUGUAGUUUGAAAUAUUUAAUAUAGAUUUGCACUGACAAGAUAAAAAUUCAAGGCUUUUUUUGGUCCCAGAAAUGAGGGCCAGCUGUAGUUUUCCAAGGAACGUUUACGUGAUUUGUAUCAAUGUCAGAUAUUUUAUAUAUGAAUAUAUUCAACAUCUUUAAGAAGUUCAUGUUCAUGUAUUAUCUUAAAGAAAAAAGAAACUAUUUUGCAGAGUAAGUUUUAUGGUGUCCUGCAGUGUCAUACAAGAGACAGCUCGAAUAAAUGGUUGAUUAGCCCAUAGCUUGUUGCAGGUACACUUUAAAAAUUAAUCUGUAAAACUGUAAUUUUGCUUAGAUAUUUUAAAGGCCCAGGAAUCACACUGUCAUAAUUUUUAUGACAUGUAUAAACUUAUGAAUUUGACAGUUGUGGUAGCAAUUUUGAUUUAUAAUGAAAUCUGCCUAAGAGGGGUAGGUUUGGGUUUUUUUUUUUUUUUUUUAACAUGUGGACAUAGAAAUGGAAAUUCUUAGCAGUUUCUAGAGUAGACAUUUUUAGAUUAUAAAGCUAGUUUGGGAGUAAAUUCCGUUUUGAUAAAAGAGAAUUUCCAGACCGUGUUCAUUGGCUUCCAUGUGUGACUAUACCAGUUAAGCCUUAAAUCACAGAUACGUGCCUUCUCACAUGCAGUAAUUCUUACCCAACCAUUGUACAUACAUGAAGAAACCUCUAUGGAUAACAUUUGACUCAUUUGUAACGUUGGGAUUUUUUUUGUCCUCGUAAAACCACCACACUUGAAGUAGAUGGCGAAACCAACUUUUGAAUCUUUUGUUUGGUUUCUCUUGAUUCUUCUUGAAGAAGGGGAUCAUGGGAGGAUUUUUCCCACUUGGGUAAUGAGAAGAUUGAGUAACGUGUAUGGCGGUCAUAGGAAGGGAAACCAGUGCGGGUCACUUGUGCAGCACUUCUGCUUGUGUGUAUGUGGUUGGCUUGUCUACUGUGUGGUUCCUCAGUGAUGUCAUCUUGUUUAAAUGUAAAGUUCCCUUGAUUUUGUCAUACAUAUAAAUGAGUAUUUUCAGAGAUACCACUUGACCUGUUAUUUCUAUUGUGUUGAAAUGAAGUACUUAAAAUUACUGUUAUACGUGAACUUUGUAGACUGUAUGAUGUGUUACAUAUGUCCAAUGCCUUUUAGCUGGCCUUUUUUAUUAAUAUGCCUGUUUUGAGUGCUUAAUACAGUGUAAUGUGAUUGUAAGUCAUGAGCCUAUUUUAAAUCAUUCCCUCCUGUGUAUGUGCACUCUGAGAGAGCUCAUUUUAUUCUUCCAGCAGAGUAACUUGUGAUGGUUAUUACAUUCCCCAGAGUGUGCCUCUGGUGGGAAUUCUGUCUUCUUAUUAAAGUGUCUGCUGCAGUA
This is a messenger RNA of Arvicanthis niloticus (Nile rat), 3107 nucleotides long. RefSeq names its product ARF interacting protein 1 (gene Arfip1). The record is from RefSeq and is a predicted model, not a curated record. Gene Ontology annotation, cellular component: trans-Golgi network membrane. Lineage: Eukaryota; Metazoa; Chordata; Mammalia; Rodentia; Muridae. Gene Ontology annotation, molecular function: protein domain specific binding; phospholipid binding. Gene Ontology annotation, biological process: intracellular protein transport; regulation of Arp2/3 complex-mediated actin nucleation.